AUGCAGGCAAUUGCCAAUGUAGAACACACCGCCCCGUUAAUUGCAGACAUCCAGAAAUCUCUAAGAGAAAAUGCUCAUUGCCAGUAUGUAAUUAAGUGGAUUAAAACACAUAUAGGUAUAUAUGGCAAUGAGUUAGCAGACAGCCUAGCAAAAGAAGCCGCCACUGGGAGCAAUAUAACUACAGUACAUAUCCCAUGGCCUACCUCGUACCUGAAAAAGACUCUACGUCAAAUUGUCUGCAAAAAAUGGCAGCAAGAAUGGUCGAAUAGCUUGACUGGCAGAACUUUCUACUUCAAAGCAAAGGUAGAUUUGCAAAGACUCACUCCCAAUCCUCUCUUGGUCCGUUUUAUAUCGAGUCACGGCCCCUUCCCACAGUACUUUCAUCGAUUUGCAAUAACCAGUACUGACGUCUGUAUCUGUGGUGAAAAGGGUACAGCAGACCAUUAUAUCGCCGCAUGUCCCCUUACAGAGGAACAUCAUAUUGCCAUUCCAAUAACGGAUCGUCAGGCCUUCUGCAAGUUCCUAGUCAAGCACAAGCAGUCAAUACGUCAAAUCACUACUUUUAUGUCAAAACUUAUGACACUUCGCACAGAAUUAUGUCAAGCUGCAUAA
Molecule: messenger RNA, 612 nt
Organism: Stegodyphus dumicola
Lineage: Eukaryota; Metazoa; Arthropoda; Arachnida; Araneae; Eresidae
Source: RefSeq, a predicted model, not a curated record